Molecule: messenger RNA, 1786 nt
Organism: Musca domestica (house fly)
Lineage: Eukaryota; Metazoa; Arthropoda; Insecta; Diptera; Muscidae
Product: probable cytochrome P450 12c1, mitochondrial
Exons: 4
Coding region: 114-1721 (535 amino acids)
Molecular function (GO): monooxygenase activity; heme binding; iron ion binding
Source: RefSeq, a predicted model, not a curated record
GUGCACCACCGACCACGACAACUCAGUCUGUUUUGGUAUUGCGUCAGGGUAGGUUCUAAUCGCGUUUCAAAUUUUGCAAGUCAUCGAAGAAAACAUAACAAAACUCUGAUGAAAUGUUGGCAAACAAUUUGUUAAAACAACGUCAAAGCGUCUAUAUUUUAAAUGGCUUGACGAAACAGUUUUCGGCAGCGGCGGCGGCAGAGGUUAAGAGUUCCCAGAGAGUGGCAGACAAGUCUCUCGGCGAAACAUUAGACAACGAAUGGCAAUAUGGUAAACCCUACAAAUCGCUGCCGGGACCCACAAAAUUGCAAUUGGUUCGGGGCUUUCUCAAAGGAGGAGAAUUCCACGGCAAACCUUUUGACAUCGUGAUACGAGAAUGUCGUCAACGUUAUGGUGACAUUUAUUUGUUGCCGGGAAUGUUUGGUCUACCAACAAAUUUGGUAACCUUUAAUUUGGCCGAUCAUGAGAAGGUCUUCCGUACUGAGGGCUCCUAUCCGGCAAGGCCAGGGUUCGAGGUAGUGGCCUAUUAUCGUUUGUCGCGCAAGAACUCAAUGUACACGGAUGAGUAUAUGGGCGUGGCUGGAGAUGGUGAAAACUGGGGCAAGUUCCGUCACAUGGUAAAUCCGGUGCUGAUGCAACCCAAGAAUACCAAACUCUACAUUGAACCCUUGCAGGCAGUCAAUAAAGAAUUUAUUGAAAGAAUUCGCCACUUACGUGACCCCAAAACGUUAGAAGUGCCCCCAACUUUUCUCUACGACAUAAAUCGCUUAUCUCUAGAAUCUGUGGCCCACAUUGCCCUGGAUAAACGAAUGGGUCUCUUGCAAAAUCAACCCCUUUCCGAUGAGUCGAAAGCCAUCUUCGACAACCUCUUUUCAUUUGGUGAUGCCAUCUAUGAGCUGGGUGUACAACCAUCCAUUUAUAAAUAUAUCAAGACGCCGGCCUAUAAACGUUUCGAAAAAUCCAUGGAUAUUAUCUAUGAAAUAUGUCAAAAAUAUGUGGCGGAGACUCUGGAGAGGUUAGAGAAGAACCCCCCUGCCGAGGGCGAAGAGAAAAGCAUUUUGGAAAAACUAUUAAAAAUCGAUCGAAAAAUGGCCAUAAUAUCGGCCAUAGAUUUGCUUAUGGGCGGUGUAGAAAUCACCUCAACCGUGUUGUCGGCCAUAUUUUUGUGCCUUGCCAAAAAUCCGGCGAAACAAGAAAAGUUACGUCAAGAAAUCCUUACAAAUGUUGGACGGCACGAAGAUUUCUCCAUUGAAAAUAUGAAAAAUCUCCCCUAUCUAAGGGCCUGCAUUAAGGAGGCCCUGCGUAUCUAUCCCGUGAUAUUCGGUAAUGUACGGAUAUCGGGACGUGAUUUAAACCUAAGUGGUUAUCAAAUACCCAAGGGUACCAAUAUUUUCAUGGCUUCCAAUAUGCUACUGAAAGAGGCAAAAUAUUUCCCCAAACCAUUGGAAUUUAUACCCGAACGUUGGCUGAGAUCCAUUGAACCCGGCAUGGAGGAGUUCUCAUCGAAGAACAUUAAUCCAUUUAUAUUUUUACCAUUCGGUUUUGGACCCCGCUCAUGUUUGGGCAAACGUAUUGUCGAUAUGGAAAUGGAAAUAACAGUGGCCAAUAUCUUGAGGAAUUUCAACAUGGAAUAUCAUUAUCCGACGGAAAAUGCUUUCAGAACUUAUUUUAUGAACACAUGUGUACUGCCGCUGAAAUUUAAGUUCAGCGAUUUGAAAUGAGAAUCACACAGAACUGCAAUAAAUAAUAAAUAAAUCUGAAAAAAUUCAAAUGGAUUUUGAAAGAA